UCUUCCAAUUCCGUCCGUCCCCCGGCUGGGUGGCCAAGCGAGCGCCGCUGUGUGUGAUCGGGGAGGAAGGCCGCUCACGCGGGGAGGCGGCGGUUUCUGCUGGAAUCCGGAGGCCCGCUUUUGAAAAGCGGCUCGUGCUGCGGCCAUGGUGGAGGAGGUGCAGAAACACUCUGUGCAUACACUGGUGUUCAGAUCCUUGAAAAGAACCCAUGACAUGUUUGUUAGUGAUCAUGCUAAACCUAUUGCAGCAGAUGAGAAAAGUUACAAACUCAAGAUGAAUGUGAAGCUACAGACAGAGUAUAGUCCUGUGCUCCAUAUGCCUAUACUUAAGGAAAUCAGAGAGAAGAGUUCACAGUCUGAUUCCUACAGUCAUGGACCUUAUGACGUAAAUCGUGGUGAGGAAUCCGAAUACAUUAUAACUGGCACACAUCCAUACCCGUCAGGUCCAGGAGUUGCUCUGACAGCUGAUACACAAGUGCAGAAAAUGCCCAGUGAGGCAAGUGCUCAAGCCUUGGCUUUGGCGCUUCCUUCUUCACAAGCCAGACAUGAUGCAAAUCGUACUGCAGCCAGUGUUGCUGAUAUCCACAGACAUGCGGGCAUUGCUGAACGUUCACAGCCUCCAGGAUCUUCCAUGGCUGUAAUGGAUGCUGGAGGUUCAAAGAAUUCUUCACUAAUGUCAAGAAAACUUCCUACAAUGCCAAAACCACAAUGGCACCCACCUUGGAAGCUGUACAGAGUAAUCAGUGGCCAUUUGGGUUGGGUUAGAUGCCUUGCAGUUGAACCUGGAAAUCAGUGGUUUGUUACUGGCUCAGCUGAUAGAACUAUUAAGAUCUGGGAUCUGGCCAGUGGUAAGUUGAAGCUCUCUCUGACUGGGCAUAUCAGUACUGUACGAGGAGUGGCAGUCAGUUCGCGCAGUCCAUACCUUUUCUCCUGUGGUGAGGAUAAGCAAGUGAAAUGCUGGGAUCUGGAAUACAAUAAGGUUAUCCGACAUUACCAUGGUCAUUUAAGUGCAGUGUAUGGACUUGAUUUACACCCAACCAUUGAUGUCUUGAUAACAUGUGGCAGAGAUUCAACUGCAAGGGUUUGGGACAUACGAACAAAAGCAAAUGUACACACUUUAAUAGGACAUACAAAUACAGUGGCGACUGUAAAAUGCCAAGCUGGUGAACCACAGAUUAUUACAGGAAGUCAUGACACAACCAUACGACUCUGGGACUUGGUAGCAGGGAAAACUAGAGUUACAUUAACCAAUCACAAGAAGUCUGUUCGUUCUCUCAUUCUGCAUCCAAGACAAUAUACUUUUGCUUCUGGUUCUCCGGAUAAUAUAAAACAGUGGAAAUGUCCAGAUGGUGUUUUUAUUCAGAACCUUCCAGGACAUAAUGCAAUCAUCAAUACGCUUGCUGUCAACUCGGAUGGUGUGCUCAUAUCAGGAGCUGAUAAUGGUACCAUGCACCUGUGGGACUGGAGAACUGGGUACAACUUCCAACGAAUACAUGCUGCUGUGCAGCCAGGCUCCUUGGACAGUGAAUCUGGAAUUUUUGCAUGUACCUUUGACCAGUCAGAAAGCAGAUUACUUACAGCAGAGGCUGAUAAAACAAUCAAAGUCUACAAAGAAGAUGACACUGCGACGGAAGAAACUCAUCCAGUCAACUGGAAACCAGAGAUCAUCAAGCGGAAGAGAUUCUAAGUGACUUUCAUUUAAAAUUCUUAUUGGACUUAGUGCUGAAUUUUAAAAUUCUUAAGUAAUCUUCCCUCAUCCUUAGAUUGUCACCUGCACUCUGUUCCAAAUUCGAAAUCAUUCACUGGCUGAAAAGCAGACUUCUCUUGGGACCACUGAUCAACGUUGCUUUAUCAACUUUGCCAGGAGAAUAAUUGGUAGAUGUUUUUUGAUGAGAAAAAAAUUACACAGGUGUUUGCCUUUUUGCAGCAUUUCACCAAUAUGAAGCAAAGAUUGUGACAGGUACAAACUAGUUUGUUGUCAGUCCAUAAUACAAUGAGUAUAUUAUUGCAGUGUCCUUCUGCAAACUUAUAUUACAAGAUGUAAUUUAUUGGAAUUUUGCUUCUGACUGAAAGAUGGCUAACAUUCUGGAGAAUGUUUCAAACUUGUAAUUCAGUUGUACAGUGUUUCAUUAUGAUAAACUGUACAAACCUUUGUCAGUGAUGAAAGGUUAAACUAUCCUGUUCCAAGAUUGGUUGAUAUUCCAAGAACUGCUUGAAUCUGCAGUGUCAGAAAGUUUUUAAAAAUACUGUUAAAGCAGGCACAGUUUCUACAAUGGAAACAAAUUCUGCAAAGAUAUUUACAAAAUAACCUUUAAACUUUUCUUUUGAGGAGACAUGGGCUGUCAAGAAAUAUGUACAAAUAUGACUUUUUUCAACCUCACUAUUAAAUUUGCUUUUACAUUCUUAAAGCUUAAAAGAAUUUUGAUGUGUUUUAUCACUUUCUGAACUUGGAAGAGGUUUCGUGAAGACUGGAUCAUUCCAGCAACAAUUAAAAAGGUGUUCGUGUUGCGCUGAACGGGACAUUGGUUAGGCCAGUUUUGGAAUAUUGCAUGCAAUUCUGGUCUCCUUCCUAUCGGAAAGAUGUUGUGAAACUUGACAGGAUUCAGAAAAGAUUUACAAGGGUGUUGCCAGGGUUGGAGGGUUUGAGCUACAGGGAGAGGCUGAAUAAGCUGGAGCUGUUUUCCCUGUAGCAUUGAAGGCUGAGGAUUGACCUUAUAGAGAUUUAUAGAAUCAUGAGGGCUAUGGAUAGGAUAAAUAGACAAGGUCUUUUCCCUAGGGUGAGAGAGCCCAGAACUGGAGGACAUAGGUUUAGGGUGAGAGAUCAAAGAUAUAAAAGGAUCUAAGGGGCAACAUUUUCACACACAGGGUGACGAGUGUGUGGAAUCAGCUGCCAGAGGAAUUGGAGGAGGCUGGUACAAGUACAGCAUUUAAAAAGCAUCUGAAUGGUUAUAUGUAUAGGAAGGGUUUAGAGUGAUAUGGACCAAAUGCUGGCAAAUGGGACUAGAUUAGGUUAGGAUAUCUGAUUGGCAUGCACGAGUUGGACUGAAGGGUCUGUUCCCUUGCUGUACAUCUCUCUGACUCUGAUUAUUCCAAGCAUAUUAUUGAAACAGACUUUAAUACCAGCACUCAGAAGGCCACUCAUUUAGGAUUUGUUAGAUUGGUUAUGACACUGUAUACACAACACAGAAUUUGAUAAAAGGGGUAAUUGUGGUCCAGACAGGUAGAAACUAUUUAUGAGGGAGAUGGUAAGCAGGGAUUAUUGAGGGACACUAUAGUUAAAUUAUCACAUUUAGAGCUGCUGAAAGAUUAACCUGUUGUUAAUCAAUUCCAAAAGAUUUAUAGGCAAUAUUUGCGUGAGGGUAAAUUUUUUCCCUUCUGGCUACCUAGUUAAGUUUAUGGGGUUAUGUAAUGAAGACACUAGCAAAGAAUAGUUUUCAAUAAAUGUUUCUGCGAGAUUCUUUACAAAGUAAGAGUCUUCCGUUCGGAGGUCAUUUUCCUUGGUUCAUUACAAUUGAAUAUAUAUGGAAUUGUUCAUAGAAAUCCGUUGUAAAUUGACUGGCACACUUUUACUUGUAGGCCUUAGCUUUGAAUCUAGCACACAUCUUUUGAGUAAUGGUUGCAUUUUUCUGGGUAGCAAGUAUAUGAACUGAAAUGAGUUGUUCUAUCAUUGUUAAUUGAAUAUUUUAUAGUAGGGAUUUGCUGACUAUUUUCUGCAGUCCCGGAUGCAGUUAGUGUGAUGGGGUGUGUGCCAUUUACACACUUGAAGAAAUUGUAAUUUUUAAUUAUUCAAUUUCAGCUGGUGUGAUCAUUUUUCAGAUCUGGGUGACUUUAUUUUGAGCCCUGUGUUGGUGCAGUGUAACGUACACUAAAUUAAAAUCCCUUUCAGUA
This is a messenger RNA of Hemiscyllium ocellatum (epaulette shark), 3888 nucleotides long. It is a transcript of the gene plrg1, whose product is annotated as pleiotropic regulator 1. The record is from RefSeq and is a predicted model, not a curated record. Bases 146 to 1687 code for a protein of 513 amino acids. NCBI's taxonomy places the organism in Eukaryota, Metazoa, Chordata, Chondrichthyes, Orectolobiformes, Hemiscylliidae. Gene Ontology annotation, molecular function: protein binding. Gene Ontology annotation, biological process: mRNA splicing, via spliceosome. Gene Ontology annotation, cellular component: precatalytic spliceosome; Prp19 complex; catalytic step 2 spliceosome. The transcript has 15 exons.